AUGACUCCAACACCGAAGACCACCACCACCACCGAUUCGUCGGGCAGCUCUCCGGCGGACGGGGAAGGUGGCAUGACGAAGCGAAGGAUGAAAAAAAAGGUGGACUUCCGCGAGGACAACAAUGGUGUCACGGAAGCGUUCAAAGAAAUCAUCACUUGCUUGGACUUACCGAACUCCCCGGCGCCCUCGCUUCUCACCAGUCCGGUGACGGACGAAGACUUUGAGCUGCAGAUCGACCGCAGCAUGCAGGAUCUGGAAAUGAUCCGUUCCGAUUCCGAUUCUGACUUCGGUGACGACCAUGGGCUUCCGCCGCAGCGUGCCCCAGUGGAGAGCGCGGAACGAUCGACUGGUGGCCGGUUCGCCGGAUCGACGCGUCACAAGAAACACCCGAUUGCCGGCCAUCCGUCCACCUCGUCCUGGAGCGACGGUGGCAGCAGCAAUGUGAGUGACGUCGAGGAGGACGACGAACCGGUGCCCAGUGGCAGCCGUGAUGGACCACCAACGCCACCGUCACCUCCGGAAGUCUCAUUUUGGACUCCAGCCGAUCUGAUGAGAUCAGCCGGCACUCCGUUUCGGAUGACGGCGUCCGCAACGACCCCGCUGAGUCCUGGGCGUCGUUCGGAGAAUUUGCUGUACGGUUCGGUCUCCCUGCCCAAGGUACUGCCAUAUUACGUUCGCCGGCGCUUGUCCGAGUGCCGCGAGGAGGACGAAGAAGAUGAGAAGCAGCUACCGCCCGCUGUGCCACCGCCGUCACUCGUGGUGCCCGCGAUUGUGGUUGCCACCACGAAUGGCCGAACGGCGACAGUACUUCAGCCUCAGAGGAGUGUCGAAGCGGCGACAAACGGAAACUGGGUCACCCAGACGAGGGACGAAGAUGUGGUGCCCCGCAAAUCACGCUUCAUGGUCACGAAAGCACAACCGGAGCCCCCGCAGCAGCUCCGACUGCGACCGGAAACCGCCAAGCUGUUGCCAGUGCCGGCGUCCCAAAACUCACAAACGAUCCACUUUCCGUGCAGUAGCAGCAGUAGCGGCAACAGUCAGACCUCGCUGCGAGCCAUCUUCACGCCGGCUUCGCCACUGGCCACGCCACAUCUCGAUCGGCGCUUCUUCGACACGUCGCUGGUGGAGAUCCGCCCUCUGUCCGGUAGCCGUGAUUCGCUGAUGGGCACUACUGACCAGCAGCACCCGGCCGGUGGAGGUCCGCCAGAACCAACGACACAGCCAUCACCACCUAGACCAUCAACAGCCAGCAACAUUCCGUUCGAGCUCGACGAAGUGUGGGUCAAGCGACCGGAUCCGGUGCCUCCAAAGCCAAGGGUGGAUAUCGGCGGCGGCAGCGGCAAGGCGGCCACCUUGCCAGCCAACGCAAAGCCCAAUUACUCCACCAAAAGCGUAAGUCGAUCACACGGCGAUGCAGUCGAUGGAUGUACCGGCAGCAACUUCCAGCGCCCUUCGACGGCCCCGGCUGACCCGUCGGCGACUCGGGCUUCCAAGAAGCAGAAGAAGAGCGAGAAGGAAGCCAAAAAGCAGGAAAAGGAGGUGAUGAAGCUGAAGCGUGAGGAGGCACGGCGCGCGGAACGGGAAGCGGCCAAGCUGGAGAAGCUGGAGAGGCUUAACCGGAAGCACGAGAGCAUCUCCCGCAGCUCGGAGCGGGUCGGGUCCAGUGUCCGAUCCGGGUCGCUCGAGAGGCGCCGCAGCGGCGAAGAAGCGCCCGUACUCAACCAAACCACCGUGCACGGCAUUGCCAGUCCCAAUCGGCGGCCGACGAUCUUCGACGUGUUUCGACAACGGAAGGGUUCCGAUUCGAAGAAGAAAAAGUCGGACGACGGUAGCCGGUCGGGCUCGGAUAAGGAUUCGACCGGGAUGGGUGGGAGUGGCCCCAUCAGCACCGCGUCCGGUGGUGGCAUUAUGAACAGUAUGAUGGCAGCACUGCACGUCGGGGGACGCCACAAUCACCCGCAGCAGCAGCAACAGCCGCAGCCUGCCGCAGGGGCAGCGGCUGCUUCCGGUGCCGGCACCAAAGUUCGUGAUGGUUCCGCGCAUCCGCACGCGGGCAGUGAUGCACAGUACUACCACACGGUGACGGCUGUGCGCCGGGCCGACGCCGGCAAGUCUCCGAUGACGAAGGUGAUGGAUCUGUUCCGGCACCGCUCCAACUCGGCCGUGUCCGAAGCCGACAAGCGUAAGGCGAAAGCCGCCGCCCAGCACCAGCAACAGUUGGCAGCGCAAACGGCUCACAUGCGAAGAGCUUCCGCGGAGCUUGCAGAACGUCGCCGAGCAUCGCUUGGAGCAACGCGCGGAUUGCGAGCGGAUGGAACCCUCGAUCCGUACCACGCCGCCAUCCUGUUUCGUGAUUCGAGAGGGCUGCCCGUUGCCGAUCCAUUCCUGGAGAAGGUGCCCCUGUCCGAUCUAGAAGAGGAUGAGUCACAGAUUUUCGUCAAGUUCUUCCGAUUUCAUAAGUGCUAUGAUCUGGUGCCGACCUCGGCCAAGCUGGUCGUCUUCGAUACGCAGCUGCUGGUGAAGAAAGCGUUCUACGCGCUGGUCUACAAUGGGGUCCGGGCGGCACCGCUCUGGGACUCGAAGCGGCAGGAGUUUGUUGGCAUGCUGACGAUCACCGACUUCAUUAAGAUUCUGAAAAUGUAUUACAAAUCACCGAACGCGUCGAUGGACCAGCUGGAGGAGCACAAACUGGACACCUGGAGAAAGGUGCUUCAGGAGGACGUGAAGAAACUCGUCAGCAUUGGGCCGGACGCUUCGCUUUACGAUGCCAUCAAGAUGCUGGUCCACAAUCGCAUCCAUCGAUUGCCCGUGAUUGAUCCGGCCACUGGCAACGUGUUGUACAUAUUGACUCACAAGAGGAUACUUAGAUUCCUAUUUUUAUACAUUAAUGAACUACCAAAGCCAUCGUACAUGCAGAAGACCCUCCGAGAGGUGCGCAUUGGCAGUUACGACAAAAUCGAAACGGCAACCGAAGACAUGAGCAUCAUAACGGCACUGUACAAGUUCGUCGAUCGUCGAGUGUCUGCCCUGCCGAUGGUGGACAGCGAGGGACGCUUGACAGAUAUUUACGCCAAGUUUGAUGUGAUCAAUUUGGCCGCUGAGAAAACGUACAACGAUCUGGACGUAUCGCUGAAGAAGGCAAACGAACAUCGAAACGCGUGGUUCGAAGGCGUACAGCGGUGCAAGCUGGACGAGACGCUCUUCACCAUCAUGGAGCGCAUCGUGCGGGCCGAAGUCCACCGGCUUGUCGUCGUGGACGAGGAGGAGAAGGUGAUCGGUAUCAUUUCACUGUCGGACAUUCUGCUCUACCUGGUGUUACGCCCGAGCGGGGACGGUAUUGGCGACUCGGAGUCACUCCGCGCGACCGACCCGAAGCUGAUGAAGGCAAGCUCGCCGCCCACCAACAACAGUGCUGGUAAACAGCUCCUGCUAGCGGGCGCCAAACGCGACAGCAACGAAAGCAUCGAAGAGGAGAAGGAAACCACCGAAGAGGAGGACGAGGAGCGACGGUUGGCGACGGCGGUGGGAUCGAUGGCGGUGAAUGACGAGGACGACGAAGCACACAAGACUGAAGCGGUGACCGAUGAUACACCAACGGCGCUGGAUGAUGCGGAAGCACUAGCAGAAGCAACCGAUGAUACCAGCGCCCCAGAGACGGCAGCGGCCGAAGAGGAGAUGGCCGAAGAAGCGAAAGAAUAUCCGGAGGGCGGCGGAGAUACUUCUCCGGUCGAUCGCGCCAGUGCCAAUGAUUCGCCCGUUGCCCCCGAGAUGCUGGCCACCACCGAUGUCCCGCUGGCCACCGUCCAGCGUGAGGUGGGACUGGUAAGCGAGUAGAGCUGUGCAACAACGCAAACGUUCCAUUCGGUGGUGGCGAUUCGGGCUUCACUCCGUCUGCUGUGCUGAGCGCUUACUACCGAUGAUAUGUAUGUAUGUAUGUGUAUGUGGGGGGUCAGUGUGAUAAACAAAAGCACCACGAUGCCGAACACGUGGUCAGAAUGGACAAUUUGCCGCAAAGAAGAAGCUGAUGAGAAAGACGGCGUGGGUCGGCGAGCCGAUAGAGUUUCACUACGGGCAUGCGCAAAUUAUGCCUACGCCUGCGACGAGCAGCAAAAUGUCUAGAGCGAUAACAAACCUUAGUGUAAGUACAAAACCAAUAGUGAAAAAGUAAGCGCUUCGACAAAGCAUCAUAAAACAAAGUAGUGUGGCGGCGAAGCAGGAUAAUAGUAGAAUCCGCCGAGCCAUUGCGCUUGAUAGCGACAGAGAGGGUAUUGCAAAAUAUAUCAACCUGUUUGCUCUCCGCACAGCGAAUGAUCCAUUUGCUUAAUACAAACACACUCCGAUCGCCAGUUCUGCUAUUCCGCAUACCACACAAUAUACGCUAAAUAUGGUAGGAAGCAUCGAGAGAGAUACCAAAAACGAACAGACCACAGUGAAAACAAUGGCAAAGCACACAAGGACGGGUUGUAGAGACCGCCCGUGCGAUUUAUCUCACACAAAAUUUACUUUCCUUUCCAAAGGCGCACACACGCAAUAGGCACACGAAUACAAUUUAAAUGUUUUAAUCUUCUUUUAAUAAACUGUCGGAAUAGAAAUUUUGUUCGAAAAUGUUCCGUUCCUCACUAUCUGUCGUUCAGGCACAACAAACUUUCCGUACAUUUUGAUUUAGGCGUAGUGUGACACUAACAAGAUAACAACAAUUGGUUCGGAAUACUAUCAGAAGGAUUUCAACCCUCUCCUACACAGAGCGCCACUUAAAGGAGGAAGGAUUGUAGCUCGUGUGUACCAUGAGCGCGCAGGUUUUUGUUGAAACUCUGCAGCGGAUUGUGAAAAAUUCGAUAGGUAACGCUGACGAGGGAAAAGUGAAAACCAAACUUAUUUGAUAAUUAUUUAAAAUAUUAGCGUAGCGUAGAGAGACACGUGCAUGAUGCUGUGAACGCUGUGCACAGUUGUGUUGGAGCGAAACAAACCCAGAAACAUAACUUGUGAAUAGAUAGGACGACACUAGGAAACGAAUACGACAACAGUAAGGGAGUAAACGAUCGCGCUCCGCGGCUGGAUUUGGCAGCCCAGACAGACAGGAUACGAUUAUUGUUUUGUGUUUGGUAACUAUUCCUCAGUCCUCACAAUGAUGCUUCCCUUUUGAAGGUGACCCUUUGUCGCACGACCACAUUGGAAAAAAAGCGUACAUAUUACUCAUUCUGUUCCAUCCAUUCGGUUUCGUAGCGUGAAAUGAAACAAUCGGGGGGACACGGUGAAACAACCGUAUGAUGCGCAAGCACGACGGACAAUUGUCGAGAGGAACAUUGAAUGUUUGGUAUGAAGGUAAAACCAAAAACAAAUGGGUGGACUCGUUGGCUGGAACGGUGAUUAUAAAAGAGUAAGCGAUAAGGACACACAGACACACAGGAUAAAUUCCCAAGUUCUUGUGCUACUGAUAAAGUGAGGAGAAAGAGAAAAUGAUCUGCUUGGUUGCUGUUGUGUGUACCUCAAAACAAAAUGCUUUUCCAUUUGUGUGUGGGAUAGUAGAGAGCACAUUGGAUCGAUCGGAUCGAAAGGACAGUGAGAAAGAGAAAGAGAGAGAGAGAAGAUUGUUGGUGUCAAUACCACACUAUAGUUCACAGUACCGAUUGCCGGUCACUGUGGAAGCCUAACCAUGAGACAGAGAGAUAGAGAGCGAGUGAUUGGGUUGUUGAAAAUUGUGCAUAAAACAAAACCUCUAGUUAUGUUGUUCCCCUGAAACAGAAAAAGAACUAAUAAAAAUAAAAAAGUUAAACGCGUCAAACCUCUAACACCG
This is a messenger RNA of Anopheles bellator, 5794 nucleotides long. RefSeq lists its product as uncharacterized. The record is from RefSeq and is a predicted model, not a curated record. The transcript is spliced from 11 exons. Lineage: Eukaryota; Metazoa; Arthropoda; Insecta; Diptera; Culicidae. The coding region runs from base 1 to 3834 and encodes 1277 amino acids.